GUGUCACACUUAUAGCGCUCCGGGGUCAGGGCCGGGGCAGUAGUUAGCUAGCAGGGCUAUAUGUGGUGCAGGUGUAACGUUGCAGUCACGGCGGUGUGUUGUAGUUCCCCGGGUGACAGAGUGACUGCGCGGUCGCGUCUCCGGACGGUAGCAGCGACAGUCCCGACACGGAAGCUAGCUUCCAUGACGUCACAGGUGUCACCUGACCGAGUGUGACACACGGGCCUGGAUGUCGUGACUCUUCACCGGUACACGGCCGCAGAUGCUUUCCCCUGAGGCUGACGGCACAGCAGGAUGUCAGGCAGUGGGAACCAGUCCUGUCUGACGGGAGCCGAGGACACCGUCUCGUUCCUGGUGUGUGUGUUCCAUGCUUUGGAGGAUUGGGCAGGCAUUGGUCAGGUGGAGGACUACCUGAGUGUUUUGGAGUACCUGCUGUGGGUCUUCACCCCUCUGGUCAUCGUCUUCAUCUUGCCCUUCCUCAUUGUCAUCCUGCUUUACUUGUCUAUACUCUUCCUCCAUGUCUAUAAGAGGAAGAACCAGCUGAGGGAAGCGUACAGUAACAACCUGUGGGAUGGAGCCAGGAAGACCCUGGCUACACUGUGGGACGGACAUGGAGCCAUAUGGCAUGGCUAUGAGAUCCAUGGGCUGGAGAAGAUCCCCGACAAAGGACCAGCUCUGAUCGUCUACUACCACGGAGCGAUUCCCAUCGACUACUACUACUUCCUGGCCACCCUUAUCCUCCAGAAAGGACGGACCUGUCACUCUGUAGCUGACCACAUCCUCUUCAAGAUCCCAGGCUUCAAGUUACUGCUGGAGGUGUUCAGUGUGAUCCAUGGUCCUCAGGAAGAGUGCGUGCGGGCCCUGAGGAAUGGUCACUUGUUGGGGAUUUCUCCAGGAGGAGUGCGGGAAGCUCUGCUCAGCGAUGAGACCUACCCUCUUCUCUGGGGCAAACGCAAAGGCUUUGCCCAGGUCGCCAUCGACUCUCAAGUGCCAGUAAUUCCAAUGUUUACUCAGAAUGUACGGGAAGGCUUCAGGUCUCUGGGAACACUCAGAUUUUUUCGCUGGGUGUAUGAGAGGUUCCGUCUCCCUGCGGCACCUAUUUAUGGUGGAUUUCCUGUGAAAUUUCGGACCUUCCUUGGAGAUCCCAUCCCGUACGACCCCAACCUAAAUGCUGCAGAGCUGGCAGAGAAAGUACAGCAGGCGGUCCAGUCUCUGAUAGACCAGCACCAGCAGAUACCAGGGAACAUCCUGAGAGCCUUGUUGGAGAGAUUCCACACCAAACACAAAGACCAUUAACAUGCACAGUGCAGCAGAGACAAACUGUCACGUUGGCUCAGAUGGCUGCAGUGUGCACAGGGUUGGACUAUUUUCACUGCUUUCUUCACUGCGACAAACAACACUGACCGCAGCCGAGGUUCCUUUUACACACGUGUUGUUUUGAAUUUCAUCUUUACGACGUGUAUUUGUUCGUACAUCGACUGCCUUUUUACAGCUGACUAUUCCCAGGAUGACGAUCGACUUCCUAAAGUUGUGUUAUUGGACAUGACAAUAAUAAUACUUCAAAAAUGCUAAAAAAAAAACAAAACAGUAAGGUCAGAAAAAUUCAUAAAAUUGUUUAGUCAAUAAAUCUGUCCCUUCAUGUCCAUGCCUAUGAAUUGCAGUGCCUGUGCAGACGGUUGCGUGUGAUGAUAAACUGUAACAGCACUUUUGAGUUUGCACAGUUUUACUUGACUGAGCUAACAAAAUAUUGGCCAUUUGUAUGUUUUUGGCCGUUUACCUGUAUUUCGAUAGACGGUGAAGGAAACAGGAAACAAAAUUUUCCCCCCAAUAUUUAUUCCAGUUUUUAUUUUCUUUUAUAUUUUCUUUAUUGUAUUGUAUACUCAUAGACGCAAAAGGCUGGAAAAAAAUUAUCGGAAAACCCAACAAUGAAAGUCAAUCCAUUAGUAAAAUCUGCUGAAGUAGCCAGGGUAUGACUGUCACAGAGAUGUUGAUUCAACUCUUUGUCAUUUGUGAAGGUGUAAUUUAUGUUGUUGUAUGAAAUCACAGUAUAUUACUGCAGAUUCCAAUAUAGUAAUUUACCAUCAAAAUUAACGGAAUUAGACACAUAGUAGAUAACCCAUGAUAUAAUUAAUUCUAAAUGGAAGACAGAUUAAUUCAUCUGAAAUUAUUUAUCGUAGUAUUUUUUUUUUUAACUUUUUAUGAACCGUCCACUGUUUGCCAAGUGAUUAUCUGUAAAAAGUCCAGGUAAAGCUUAAAACCUAACCUAAACCUAAAACUACAUCGGGAGGGGGACCUUAUUCCUAUCAAGAGCCGUUUCCAAUUUUUAUAACAUAAAUUAUUUUAAUUCAGUAUACGAAAUAUAAUGCUUUUUGUGUUUAGGGAGGCCAUUAGUUGAUCAAACCAAAAAACUUUGCAGGUGACUGACAAACUAAGACGAGAAUAAGUGUAGUAGGACUGUUUGAUAAAAGAGACUCAUGCACACAGAGAAGUACAACUAUGUGGAGAAGUUCAAAAUCUUUUGAAAAUACAACAGAUAGGUGACAGACAUAUAUUAUUAUGCAUCGAGUAUAUUAUAAUUCUACAGCAGAUGCAUUUUAAGCAUUUUGUAUCCAGGUACUCACGUGCUGAUGAUUUUUACUCCCAUGUCCCCACCACCAGUACAAACAAAGUAUUAACCACCAAGCCAUCACUGCACAGUAUCAGGUGCAGCACAGAAGGGACAGUAGGGUAGGGCAAACACAAAUGAUAGGAUGAGCUGAAUCAGUGAAGAUCACUUCAGGAAACCUUGUUAUGGAAUUCAGUCUGAUUUCUGUAUUUUAUUGGAGGCGUGUGUGUGUGUGUGUGUGUGUGUGUGUGUGUGUGUGUGUGUGUGUGUGUGUGUGUGUGUGUGUGUGUGUGUGUGUGUGUGUGUGUGUGUGUGUGUGUGUGUGUGUGUGUGUGUGUGUGUGUGUGUGUGUGUGUGUUUGUGUGUGUGUGUGUAUUUGUAUGUGAGAGCCUUUCACCUCGACAGCUGAGAAGCUCACAAAACUGAAGUAUCUUCUUUCUGUAUAAUUUAUCAUAUCAGUACAAAUACUGACCCGUGACUAUAUUAGUGCACAUUUUGCAUGUGUAUAUUAAUAUGUAAUACGAUAAUUUUCUGCUGUUUAGAGCUUCAUCAGCAGAACUGUGAACUAAACAUUUGUCACUUACAGUUUAACUUGGGAGUUUGUCCAAAUUGUGGUUUGGAGAUAAAGUUUAUAUAUAUAUAUGUGUGUGUGUGUGGUAAAUAUUGUGAUUGAACACUAGUUAUGCACACAGUCUUCAAAGUGUUGCUGCCAACUGCCAAUUUUUAAAGACGCCUUUGUAAGACCAAGUGGGAUUUGUGAGAGUUGUUUUAAUGGAUGACUUACUUCUGUCAGCCUGUUGCCUUUUUUUCCAUAUGUAUGUUGUAAAUUUUGAGAUGAUGUGAUUUGUGAUUUUAAAUUAUGUCAAUAUUAUACUCUAAUGUUGCACUUUUAAACGUUGAGAUCCAGUUCAACCUCUUAAUAAAUCUAUUUUAUUAAGUUC
Scophthalmus maximus (turbot) is the source of this 3546-nucleotide messenger RNA. RefSeq names its product transmembrane protein 68 (gene tmem68). The record is from RefSeq and is a predicted model, not a curated record. NCBI's taxonomy places the organism in Eukaryota, Metazoa, Chordata, Actinopteri, Pleuronectiformes, Scophthalmidae. Bases 295 to 1296 code for a protein of 333 amino acids. Gene Ontology annotation, molecular function: acyltransferase activity. Gene Ontology annotation, cellular component: membrane. The transcript has 10 exons.